AUGUCAAACACAAUAUGUUUGCUAGUGUUGGCCAAACUGUUGGCGGCGAUUGUUGGCGUCAAAUAUGUUGACUGUUGGUCUAUACAGGACGGCGGCGGUAUUGCCGCUGCCCUACAAUCGGAUCAGAUUGAACUAAAUUUUUCGGUACUCGAGGGCGUACCCAAUGGUACGCUAAUAGGUGUUAUCCGAUCGCCCAAUUCAUCGGUUAAUAUACAGCCACCCUAUCUGAUAGUACCCGUACCGGGCGGUUCGCACAAAUCAAACACAUCCACGUCGUCCAAUCACAUGUUAUCGUCGGCGUCCGGCAAUACCGGUCGUCGUGGGGGUACCGCAGGCGGCGGCAGCAGCGGUAGUGUCGAUACAGAUCUAUCUAUCGAUCAGACAACUGGCGAGAUAAGGACAGCCGUGCCAUUAGAUCGGGAAGAGCGCAGCUAUUAUUCAUUUAUUGCAUUACCAAUAAGUGGUGCCGUUAUUAAAGUCACGAUUACUAUUGAAGAUAUUAAUGAUAAUUCACCAAAAUUUCCAACAAAAGUUAUCGAUCUGGAGUUUCCUGAAAAUAGUAAACCCAAUAACGUUAAGCGCACACUACCACCAGCCAGGGAUCUGGACUUAGGCAAAUUUGGUACACAAAAGUACCGAAUAGUUUCGGGUAAUAUUGGCAAUGCUUUUCGUUUGCUAAGUCAUCGGGAAAAAGAUGAUGUACUAUAUCUGGAUCUUCAAGUUAAUGGACCACUUGAUAGGGAAACCAUUUCAAACUAUACGCUGGUUAUCGAAGCCCUUGAUGGCGGACAGCCACAGCUCAGGGAUGAGAUGACCGUUAGGAUUGCAAUUUUGGAUCACAACGACUGCGAACCAGUAUUCAGCGAAAGUCAUUAUUACGGAACAGUUGCUGAAAACGUUACAAUUGGCAGUCCAUUGUUGAGAGUAGUGGCCACCGAUAGUGACCAAGGAGACAAUGGACUGGUCACCUAUUCGUUACAUAGUAAACCACUAUCGGGUUUAUCACCUUAUUUCGAGAUCGACAAACACAACGGCUGGAUAUUUGUGGUCAAAGCCUUGGACUUUGAGACCAAAGAGAUACACGAAUUGGUUGUCAUUGCCAGAGAUUCUGGCGCUCAGCCACUCGAGACAUCGGCAUUGGUGUCCAUACGGAUUACGGAUGUCAACGACAAUCAGCCGACAUUUAGUCUGCUAUUUUUGACCGAAAAUGCCAGACCAGAGAUACCGGAAAAUGCCAAAAUCGGCGAUCUGGUGGCCAGAGUUUCGGUCAACGAUGCCGACUCCAGUGACUUUUCAGUCAAUUCGCAAACUAACGACCAAAUGAAUAGGUUGUCAGUUUCGCUGACGGGAAAUGAUCACAGUUUUGGUUUGACCACUCAGGACAAUGUUAUUUAUAUGAUUGUAGUUACCGGUCCACUGGAUCGCCAACUGAAAGCCAAAUACAAUCUGACAGUCAUUGUUACCGAUCAGGGAAGUCCACCGUUGAAUAAGACAUCGAGUUUUGAAUUGGAAAUAAUGGAAAUCAGCGACACACCAAGUCAUCCGCAUAUUGAUCCGCAUAAUUCACGGGAGACAAUACACCAUACGAUACAAUCGGGCGGCGGCAACGACAAUGACCACAACAACUAUCCGAGUACACUGACCACUGAUCAUCGUAUGGCAUCAAAUCCAACAUCAUAUUCAAGAUCACCACAUUUGACGCAUACAUAUAACACAACGCUUAUGUCAUCGGAAACUACACCACCAUUGGAUCUACCGGUUCUCGGAGCGUCCAAUUCGACACAAUUGAUUGGGCUAUCAUCAAACAACACGACAGUACAAUCGGGUACAUCAUAUUUGGGUGUAUCAACCAGUUCGCCAUCACUGCCCGGUUGGAUACUGUUUCUGAUAGUACUGCUAAUGUUGACCACUAUUGUACUGAUGGCUAGCAUUGUGGUUAUCUGUCUGAAUCAACAUCAACAACAACAGCAAAUCAUGUCGGAUCACAUCCGUAAUAUAGGACCGCAUAAUGUUGGCUCAUUUCUCCAGAAGAUCGGACCAAUUGGUUCGCCCAAUCACAGCGAUCUGACCUAUCAUUCACAUCAUACGUCAAGCUAUGGUACGACACCUCAGGCACCGCCACCCUGUUAUAAUGAUCUAACAUUGCAAUCGUCGGCAGUGUUGGCGGCCACUGCCGAAGGACAUUCUGCCUCAAGCGGACGCGGUUCGGCUGAAGACGACGUCGAGGCGGACAUCGAAGAUGUAGACGAAGAAAUUCGAAUGAUUAACGAAAGCGGAAACUAUUAUACCGAUGAAGAAGACCGAGAUGUGACCACAACGGCUGAAUACUUGGCCCGACUCGGAGUUAUCAAUCAUCACGAAGAAGAACGCGAAGAGUCGUCCAUAGCUGUUGAAGACGAAGAAGAAGGAGUUAUUUUGGAUCAAAUGAAUAAUAUAAUCGAUAGUUCGUUAAGUAUUAAUAAUAUCAAUACUAAAGGCCAGUCCUCCUCCAGCAGACAUCACAUGUCCAGUGGUAGCCAGUCUUGCGGUUCGAUGAGUUCGAUAUUGCAUUCGGAAGAAGAACUCAGUGGUUCCUAUAAUUGGGAUUAUCUGCAAAAUUGGGGACCAAAAUAUCUGCCACUGUCGUCAGUAUUUGCAGAAAUUGCUAGACUUAAAGCAAAUUCAAAUAAUGCUGACCAACAUCAGCAGCAACACCAACAACAACUACAGUUUCAGCUACAACUACAACAACAUCUUCAACAACAACAACACCAACAACAAGAUAUGAUGCAAACCAUUGAACCUCAGAUGAUAAGAGUUGUGGAGAAUGCGUCCAUCAGGAGUAGCUCAUCGACUACAUCGUCAUCUCAUAAUAGACACCAAUUACAGCAACAACAACAACAACAGCAGCAGCAGACAGCUGUAGUGAAUAGCAAUCAUCAUCAGAUGAUACCGUCAUCACUGGUACAUCAAUUACAUAUCAACGGAAGCAGCGGUGGCGGCGGCUUUCAGCCGAUGCAGUCAUCAUCAGUGAAUUGUUCGCCAAAUAUUGACAAUAAUAGUAGUAGUGGUGACACAAAUCCCGAUACAAACAAUGCAAUGUCUAUGGAUCAAGAAAUUACCAUUUGA
This is a messenger RNA of Oppia nitens, 3108 nucleotides long. RefSeq names its product protein dachsous-like. The transcript is spliced from 4 exons. Lineage: Eukaryota; Metazoa; Arthropoda; Arachnida; Sarcoptiformes; Oppiidae. The record is from RefSeq and is a predicted model, not a curated record. Gene Ontology annotation, biological process: homophilic cell-cell adhesion. Bases 1 to 3108 code for a protein of 1035 amino acids. Gene Ontology annotation, cellular component: plasma membrane. Gene Ontology annotation, molecular function: calcium ion binding.